Aspergillus affinis is the source of this 714-nucleotide messenger RNA. Its product is annotated as Ty1/Copia family ribonuclease HI. The coding region runs from base 1 to 714 and encodes 237 amino acids. Lineage: Eukaryota; Fungi; Ascomycota; Eurotiomycetes; Eurotiales; Aspergillaceae. The transcript has 2 exons. The record is from RefSeq and is a predicted model, not a curated record.
AUGCCUCAUUCAAAUACGAUCAACCUCGAUCCCAACCCUGACGAGGCGCCGGAAUCAAAGAAGAAGGAAUAUUCGAUGAAAAUCGGCUCAGCACAGUAUCCUGCGAUGAUCACGGGACCCGAUAUUGCCUUUAUGAUUAAUCACUUAUCUGAAGCGCUCAAAAAUCCCUCGCAGGACUACAUUUGCGCUGCAGAUCGAGUUAUCGAAUACCUCUACAACACGCGCUUUUUCGCGCUCGAAUUCUCCGCUAAGGGAGAAGACCAGGAGGUUGCAAUAAUCACUUCAGAUGCAGCCUACGGUGAUCGACCGGACCGCCGCAGCUCGGCAGGAUAUCUCGUGAAGCUCUACAAUGCAGAGUUUCUUGCGCUAUCCGAGGCAGCCAAGGCCGUAUACUGGUGGCGCAGAGUUUUCAACACCAUGGGAUUCGAUCCUCAACAUGAAAUGACCGUUUCCUACGAUAACCAGCAAACCGUCCGUUUAGUCAACCAUGAGGACGUUGAACACCGCUCUAAACUACGCCAUGUUGAUAUUCAUCGCUCGUGGCUCCGCCAGGAGGCUCAGCAAGGUGAUCUACGCGUCAAAUGGACCCCUACUAAUCAAAUGAUCGCCGAUGGCCUCACGAAGACGCUUUCCGCGCAACAACACGCCAAAUUCGUGAAAAUGUUGAACCUCGUCAACAUUGAAGACCUCAUUCUCGCUCAAGAAGGAAGAUAA